ACUCCUCAAUCAGUACAAUCAGUACGAGAAUAUGAAUCAUCGGAAGUUGUGGGAUUUGCGAAAAAACAUUUUAUCAUCUGUUUUAUAGAAACAACCGUGUUUAUGAACAUAUCGAUUUAAAUCUUAAAAAAGAGGCUUUAAAUUAUUUUGUCACCUAUUACGAAAAUAAAUAUUUACUUACUGAUAACAAAUCGUGGAAAUAAAUGUUCGAUGUUGAAAGUCGAGAUGUUUGCAUUAAUAUAUCGACGUAGGUUUGUGUUGGUUACUAAUUUAGUGAAACAGUGAUGUUCGAUUUUAGAGUAAUUUUUAUUUUACACGCCCUAUUUUUUUUAACCAAGACUCAACAUGAUCCGUUAAAACUUAAUUUGUUACGUGAUGGCACUUCAGUUUAUUGUGUGAUUUCUGAGGAAAAAGAAAGUACAGCCGUUGGAUUAUUCAAUAAUAAUAAACCAGUACAAAGUUUUAAACAUCAAAUUGAUUUGAUUAAAUUAACAAAUACAAAUUUUUUCUGUGAUAUUUCAACUAACGAAGCUUGCAAAGAUGUUCUUGAUAACAAAAGUGCUUGGAAGUACGAUAAAUCAGAUAAUUAUAAUCUUCCUGUUAUUACGGAUAGAAGAUGGGAAGAUUUUAAUAUAAUUGAAUCAGGAAGAAUAAAUUUUGUUAAUGUUUAUAACGUUACGGAAGUAAAUCAACCAUUACAAUUAAAACUAGAACUUAAAAUAGAAAAAGAUGCGCACAUUUAUCUUUGCGAUGGUAUGGAUCCAUUAAAUUCUAAUUGUUAUUGGUUUGUUAUCGGUGGUUGGGUAACGAAAAGCAAAAAUGAGUCCAAAAGCAUUGCACGAAUAUGUAAAAAAAAAGAAUUAGAAAAGUCAUACGUGGAGGGUGUUUUUGGAAACAGAAAUGAAAGUUGUAGUAAACAUCCAGAAAUGGAAAAGGAACCCCAUACAAAAAAACAUACAAUCUUUUUAUCAACGUCUAAAUGGACUUUAUUAUUGUUGGAGGAAUUAAAAAAUGACUACGUUAUAAAAUAUAACACAAACAACACCGUACUAAUCCAAACAAAGAUGAUUGAUAAUUACAAAAUAAGUGUUAAACAUAUUUUCGUAGCUAGUCCAAGUAAUGCUCCAGGAAAAUGGAGAGUGCGUAAUGAAGACUUUAAUAGUGGUGGAUUUAAAAAAAUUCAUGAUAAAUUGAACUCAUCUUUUCAUUUUUCUAUUGUACAUCCUACGAACCCUAACGAUGACGGUAAUAAUUAUAAUACUUUUGUACGGCUGUGUAAACAGGACUACGAAAAGGGCAUUGAAAUAUCAAUACGUAAUGGUCCCAUAUCACACUGGAAGCACUUUAACUUCCAAAGCAACACUUCACAUUUUGUAUUAUUUGACACUGAAAGUUCUAGCACAGUGAAAACUGGGACAAUAACAGAUAAUUCUGUACUUUAUAUUGCUGUACAAAGCAGACAUAUCGCAUACUGGAAAAAACAUGUUUAUGGAGUUUUUGUCGCCCAAAAAAGUAACGUUUCAUCUAUACCAUUUGCAAAAGGAAUAAAAGGACAAAGAAUUUGCGUUGGUAUUUUCGUUUACUGUACGAAAUGUGCUUUAUCCUUCGAAAUAAUAGAUAGUAAUAAAAAUGUCUUAAUUACUACAACAUAUUCAAAACAAAAAUCUUGGGAACAAAUCAAAUUGGAAACAAUUUUAAAAAAAGAUGUCCAAAUGGAUUUAAAAAUUAUACUGGAUAAAGUCGACUCGAAUAACCCAGCUUUUAUUGGCGACAUAACAGAUUGUACAAGAAAUGUGAGAAUAAUUAAAACAAUUUCUGAUAAAUCUGAUCAAAUAUCGUGCAAAUCAAUAAAACAUCCCUCAAUUUCUCCUGUUAACGCCACAAUUGUUUUUAUAUCUUCAUUUGAAAACACAUCAGAUGCUUUAUGGCUUCCAAAAAAUAAUUCUUGUAAAAAAAUCGUGUCGAAACAAGAACUAGAGAAAGCGUUGAAGUGUUCCAUCAUUACAUUAAAUUACGAGGAAUUUAUUGAAGGCGAAGAAAUCUGCUUUUUAUCUGAUAUAAGAAAAAACACCUCAGCUUCGAAUCCAAUUUGUGAAAUUCUGGGAUUAAAUAAAAUUAAUUACGAUAAAAUCCGCCGUUCAUAUCUAUUUUUAUGGCUUGUUGGACCUGUUACUAUUUUAUUAAUUUUUCUCGUUGCAGUAAUUUACUUUAAAAUUAAAAAGAAUUCAACAUCAUCUCGUUCAUCGUGGAUGUAUUUUUCAAGAGCUUAUACAUUGUUGGGUGGAAUUAUGGGUUCAAAUAGAAGUGAAAAUACAGCAUUGGAAAUGAGCGAAGAUAAUAACUCGGAAUUUAGUUGUUUGAUAGAUGUGAAAGAUUUUGGGAGUUAUGUAAAAGAUGGAUCAGAAAAUAUAUUAAUCCAAUUUCUGACGAUAGAUAACUUAAAACCGUUAGAACAUACGAUUGGUUGUAUGAAAGAGCAUAUACAUAAAAAUAGAUAUAAAAAUAUCAUCGCUUAUGAUUCAACAAGAGUCGUAUUGGAUUCAACAUACCAGAACGUCCACGAUAGUUACAUAAAUGCAAAUUAUAUAACAGGAUAUCGAGGGAAACCUUUAUACAUAGCUACCCAAGGACCAAUGGCAACUACUGUACAUGACUUUUGGAGAAUGAUUUGGCAAGAGAAUGUUUCAUGUGUAGUUAUGUUAACUAAAGUUUUAGAAGAUGAUAAAAUAAAAUGUCAUAAAUAUUGGCCAGACGAUGAUAAGACUUUCGAUUGUUGCGCAUUUAAAAUAACAUGUACAAAUUCGAACUUAAUUCAAGAAGACCUAACUAUAAGGCAUUUAAAAGUUACAUUUAGUAACGAGGAAAGAAUAUUAACCCAAAUUCAUUAUGAAGGAUGGUUGGAUUACAAAACGGCAGAAUCGUUGGAAGGCGUAAAAAAAGUAUUAAAUUUAAUGAACGAUUUUGAAGAGAAUGGUGGGCGAAUUGUCGUCCAUUGCAGUGCUGGUGUUGGACGAACGGGGUCGUUAAUUCUAUGUGAUAUAGCUAUAAAAAUGGCUGAAGAUAGUUCUAAAUUAGAUCUUUAUUCAAUUCUUUAUAACUUGAGGCAAGAAAGAAUGAAUAUGGUUCAAAAUAUUGCUCAAUAUCAGUUCUCUCACAAAGUAGUCGCUUAUAUAUUAGAAAAUACGUAUAUAAACGUUUAAUAAUUUUUUUUUAUAUUUUAUUUAUAAUAAUUUAUUCUAUAACGAUUAUUUUAUUAUUUAUUACGUUGUGAAUUAUUAAAUCCAAAAUACUAUAAGUUAUAAUUGUAAGUUACUCGGAAAUUAUGUAGAUAGAAAACAAAUAUUAAAACAAAUUAAUUUUAUAAUCUCAAAAUAAAUAUAUAAUCAGAAACGUUCUUCUUUUUUUGGAACUAUUCAGUAAUGAGAGUGUAAUUCAUGCUAUAUUGUUGGAUAAAUUGUGUACACAAGAUAUCAUGCUUAAAAUCCAAUAAAAGUCUUUAACAAUUUUA
Molecule: messenger RNA, 3508 nt
Organism: Onthophagus taurus
Lineage: Eukaryota; Metazoa; Arthropoda; Insecta; Coleoptera; Scarabaeidae
Biological process (GO): protein dephosphorylation
Molecular function (GO): protein tyrosine phosphatase activity
Source: RefSeq, a predicted model, not a curated record